AUAACAAUAGAGAUUUCAAAAUAAAGUCCGGUGGUCACUUUUGAGGAAAAAUGAAAGCGAAAGCAGUUAUUAUUGUGCUUAAUGUAACACUUUUAUUGGUGCUAAGUGUUUAUGCAUCUCCAGUGGUUCCAUCAAGCGAGCCAACAAUGUCAAAUUUCAUCAAAAAGAAAAUUAGAACAAUUGAUAAUAUGACUUCAGAUGAUGAGAAAAAUUCUUCGGACCUGAACACUGCGGAAGCUGCAAUUUUCAGGCCACUAUUCGUGUAUAGGAAAUAUUCUGCCCAACGACGAAGGAUAUCGCGGCCUUAUCCAUAUUACAUGGGGUGAUAUCUAUAAGAAUUAUGCUUCUAUGUAUACUUUCAGCCAGUUAUUUUCCCUAUUUAUUUAAUUGAUUUAUGUAAUUUAAUCCAAAAAAAAAUUGCAACUUCUUUGGACUGUAGCGCUGAGGAUCCAAGUACCGAGUUCGUUGACUUCCGAACCAUGACAUUUAGUUAACCACAGCCCAAACAAGCUGCAAUAUCUAUAUAAUUUUUUGAUUACAUAUAGUUUUAAUAAUUUAUUCCUUGUUUUUAAGAAAAAUAUUUGCACAAUUUGUCAUGCAAAUUAAAUUAAGUAACAUUUCAUCAACAUCCGACGCGACGUGCUAAUUGUUUAAUAAAUCAAACUUUCAUUGUUUUCAAUUUUUUCCCCAAUCGAGGUGUUAAUCUGAAAUUUACAUAUAGGAUAAAUAUGUAGGUACUUUGCGAGAUUUCAACGCACACAUUUCCUCUUUUGGCAGUUGUGAGAAAAAUAAAAGUUCUUUUAAGUAUAGAUGUGUUAGACGCUAGUUAAUAUAGAUAUACCUACAACUAAUAAAAUGUUUGAGGUAAUGACCAACGUGAAUACAGGGACACAACGGUCCCUGUUUGGGAAUCGACCCACUGAGCAAUGGACCCAGACUUCCCGUGCCAAUCCUUGACGCGUUUCGUCCUUGUUAGGACUCAUCAGAAGGACAUAGGCUGAAGCUCCCUGUCCAAGCAAAAUUGAACUUCGUUAAAAAAAAAUUAAUCUUUCUAACAAUUGAUUUUAUACUUUGAAAUACGCCAAUACUUGAUUUUUGACUUCACUGUGAAAAUAUAUACUAAUUUAAUUUGAAACUUA
Ceutorhynchus assimilis (cabbage seed weevil) is the source of this 1139-nucleotide messenger RNA. The record is from the annotation of a GenBank genome assembly. NCBI's taxonomy places the organism in Eukaryota, Metazoa, Arthropoda, Insecta, Coleoptera, Curculionidae.